CAACUUUCCAACAGAAUCGAUCAAGAUCAAGAAUGAAGCAGUCAAAGGAUCCAUUUGAAGCAGCAUUCGAAGAAUCACCACCAGAUUCCCCAACCGAAACCGAACCAGAACCCGUAAACCCAAAUUCCAAUUCCUUGAUUUCACAACCCUCACAAAUCCAUGAACAACAACACCUUCACGUGAAAAACACUAUCUCCAAUGACACCAAGAAUAAUAGUAAUAAUAAAGAUGAUGAAGAAGAUGAAGAAGAAGACGAAGAUAACAUGGAUGUUGAACUCGCUAAGUUUCGUGCUGUUGGUGAUCCUCACAAAAUGGCCAAGAUGCAUUCUAUUUUGUCACAAUUCACUGAUGAGCAAAUGAGUAGAUAUGAGUCAUUUCGUAGGGCUGGAUUCCAGAAAGCUAAAAUGACAAGGGUAUUAGCAAGCAUCAUUGGGACCCAGACAGUCUCUCAGCCAAUUACGAUUGUAGUAUCAGGGAUUGCAAAAAUGUUUGUGGGUGAAGUUGUGGAAACAGCUAGAACAAUUAUGAAGGAGAGGAGGGAAUCUGGACCGAUUCGGCCGACGCAUCUGAGAGAAGCACAUAGGCGACUAAAGCUUGAAGGAAAAGCAUUUAAGAAAACAGUCCCGAGGCUCUUUCGGUAAUUGACCAUUUUGGAUCAUAUCAUUGGUUUGCAACAGUGACUUGCAUAUAGCAAAAGUUUUUGAUCCGGAUGUCCAGCUUAUCAAAUUAAUUGGAAUGAAAUUUUUUUCUUCUUUCUUUCUAGUCGUGUCAAAUAUCAAAAUUCAAUUCUUUUACUGUAUUAUAAUCUACUAUCUUUUCCUUCAUCAACUAGUAACCCUAGAAAGUUCUUCCAAACAACAAA
Molecule: messenger RNA, 862 nt
Organism: Medicago truncatula (barrel medic)
Lineage: Eukaryota; Viridiplantae; Streptophyta; Magnoliopsida; Fabales; Fabaceae
Product: transcription initiation factor TFIID subunit 11
Exons: 4
Coding region: 33-641 (202 amino acids)
Biological process (GO): transcription initiation at RNA polymerase II promoter; RNA polymerase II preinitiation complex assembly
Cellular component (GO): transcription factor TFIID complex; nucleus
Molecular function (GO): protein heterodimerization activity; RNA polymerase II general transcription initiation factor activity
Source: RefSeq, a predicted model, not a curated record